Molecule: messenger RNA, 1677 nt
Organism: Bathycoccus prasinos
Lineage: Eukaryota; Viridiplantae; Chlorophyta; Mamiellophyceae; Mamiellales; Bathycoccaceae
Exons: 1
Coding region: 1-1677 (558 amino acids)
Biological process (GO): protein ubiquitination
Molecular function (GO): ubiquitin-protein transferase activity
Source: RefSeq, a predicted model, not a curated record
AUGAAGUGGCCACCCGCGCUUAUAAUCCCAUCUGCUUUGGAAGACUCUCAACAGUUCAUCGAUGGUACUCCCGAAUCAUUCAUAUGCGCGAUAACGCUGAGAGUUAUGAAAGAGCCAGCUUUGUCGGUGAAAUCUGGGCGAACGUACGAGCGAGAAGCGCUUCAGGAAUGGGUGGAAAAAAGAGGGACGGACCCGUUAAAUCCAUCCGCGCGAAUGGAUGUCGACGAUAUCGCGCCGAACUUUGCGAUUCGAGAUUUGAUCGAGCAGCACGUGAAAGACGCCGCGCUGCGUUUCCUCGUGAUGAAUGAGAGCAAUGUUGGAAGUAAAAAUAGUAAUGAUAAUACUAUUGAUACUAAUAUUGACAAUAAUAAUAAUGGUAGUAGUAAUAGUGUUCGUGAACGAGAUGAUGACGAUGAUGACAUCAGAGAAAGAUUUCUGUUUCCAAGACGCCGCGUGGUUGCCAUCGCGCCGGAGUUCAAAGUGACGAGCGUCGAGUUUCCAGAUCCGGCAAAGAACGAGCCGAGAGGAAAGUUUUUCCGAUUCAAGAUGGUCGAUUUAACAAACGUCGUCGGCGAGUGGGCGUGCGAAGAUGCGGAAGCGUAUAAGACGCAGGAAAUAAAAGGCGGUUCUGGAGCGUCGUUCGUAGCGAGAAGGAACGGGACAGAAGAUGGAAACAAAGCCAUUUGCGUUUGGGGCGGUCCAAAGGGCGAAGGGGUUGGGUGUUGGAACCCGGCUGGAUACGCCAAAGAGAACGAUUGGGAAGUUGGAGAUACGGUGACGUUGUUGAAUUACAGCGAAUCGCACGCCAUGCCACCUCUUACUUUUCCUCUCAGUAUCUCUGAGUAUAAAACGCACUCGCAAACUGGGUGGAACUUGCCCGGGGAAAUGAUUCGAUUUGGAAACGCAGGUUUAGUCGGUCACUGGUGGAAAGAACUCGACGUGGAGUUUGUACUCGACAAAUCCAACGUCGGAAUUCGAGUUUGUGGCGUACACACGGACGCGCUUUACGAGAGCUUAUGUUUUAACGUCAAAGCGCUUCGCUCGGACGGCCAGUGGCACGACGUUCCUUUGAGUUGUGAUAAAGUCGCGUGGGGACGCGCUUUCGCGCAGCCGAUUGACGACGCGAGGUCUAUUCGAGUCACGUGGCCGGACACAGAUCUGCAUAAACUUCCCGGCUCGACGUACAGAUCCGGAGGCGGGCUUCACGCAAAUAUUGUCGGGUGUUCGACGAGUAUAGACGUCCUUUCCGUUUCAGAAAACGGGUUGCAAUUCCAUUUCGAUACGGAUGCGAUGGCGGCUGCGUUUGGCGGAGAUAAAGAUUGGCCCGGAACGUACGUCUGCCACGCGCUUCGUACAGGUGUAACAGGUCCCGUUACAUUCGAAAAGUCUUCUUCUUCUUCUUCUUCUUCUUCCAAGAAAGGCGUGCGCUUUUUGUUCGCGAAGAUGAAAACGAGCGACGACGUAAACGACGACGAAAGCGACCCGCUCGGCGUGGGAAGCUUCGUGGAAAAGGACGCAAACGAUUGGCGCGUCGGCGAUAUCCUACUUCUCGAAAAAAAAAUCGCGAAAGGCGAAGAAGACCAAGUGCCGCAGAAAGGAUCCGACGCGUGGCUCGAGAUUAACUUUCCAGAACCGAAAAAGAAGACGACGAAAAUGGAGGAAUAUCCCACCGUAUGA